Gryllus bimaculatus (two-spotted cricket) is the source of this 330-nucleotide messenger RNA. Lineage: Eukaryota; Metazoa; Arthropoda; Insecta; Orthoptera; Gryllidae. The record is from the annotation of a GenBank genome assembly.
AUGAUGAAAAAUGGUGCAAUAGUUUUGCUAAAUAUUGCUGAGAGUGAAGCUCCCAAUUAUUUUCAGAAAAUGAAGAAUGGAAAUGGAAAACCACUUCACUCAUUUGAUUUUGAUCUUUUAUCCAAUUUCUCUCCUCAAAAUAUUAAUUUCUCUUAUUUGUUUUCAAGUCAUAUUUCUUGUAAAAUGUGCAAAUUUCAUUUUAGUAAGGCAUUUUCUUUGCACAUUCUUAUGAAUGUCAAAUAUCUGAAGAUUAUUAUAUGUUAUAUUUGGAAUAAUUUUUUGUUGUUUUAUCUUUUGAUUGAUAUUUGCCACUCUCAUUUGAAUAACUAA